Lynx canadensis (Canada lynx) is the source of this 22949-nucleotide messenger RNA. RefSeq names its product mucin 19, oligomeric (gene MUC19). The transcript has 86 exons. The record is from RefSeq and is a predicted model, not a curated record. Gene Ontology annotation, cellular component: extracellular matrix. Lineage: Eukaryota; Metazoa; Chordata; Mammalia; Carnivora; Felidae. Bases 1 to 22773 code for a protein of 7590 amino acids. Gene Ontology annotation, molecular function: protein binding.
AUGGCGCUGCUUAGCUUACUGUGGUGGAUUGUGGCGCUCGUAGGUGUGUAUGCGCAUGAGCGGGAGAGUCUACUACCUGCUUUUACACUGUUUGUGACCAAGCCGUCAGAUUGCCAGGCGGCACCUCCCUCCUUUUAUAUCAGAUGCAGCUGUGUUUCCCCACCCCUCACUUCGGGUGAGGGGACUGUGGUUUUGACCCUUUCUGACCCUCUGCGGGAGGGUCCCAUGGAGCAAUGGCCGGGUGCCGGCCGCACUCAGGAACAUUUGGGGGACCAUGCUGCUGCCGAUGUCCAGAGACUGCGGCUAAGUGCCAGCCCGCCUCAGAAAACGUUCACGCAUUUGUGUGGCUUUUUGUUCAGUAAUUUGAACUUUGCUGACCCAAACAGAAGAAAGAAAUCUCUUGUUGGUUCACUCCUUGACCUUGGAUUUAAUGCUCGCGAAAGGGCUGAAGAUUGGUGGAGAAAACAUCGAGAUACUGAUAGUUUAGUGUUAAAAGACACUCCAGCAGAGAAAACCCGUUCAGCAAGUGGUUUUGCCAAUGGUAUCUCUGGUGGUAUUGAAUUUGGUGGCACUGCUUCAAAUCAAAAUGACAUUGGUAGGGGUCCAUCUGGCCAAAGUGGAUUUGAUGUGAAUGCAGUAAGUGGAUUAGCUGACUCUAAUUCUGCUCCCAGUGAAACAGCAGAUAACACCAACACAAGACAUAGGGAUGGAUUUAGUAGCAGUGUCUCUGGGAAUUUGGGAUUUGGUUUGGGGACAUCUGAUCAAAAGGGAUUGGACAUUGGUAGAGCUGACUGGAGUGAAAUGAGCAACAGACGAUCUGCUGGGGGUGAAUCAAUAGGUUUUGGAUUUGAUGCCCAUAGCCCAGUUGGAACCGGGUCUUUUGGUUGGGAACUUGGAAAAAGGAAGGGCGAUAAUGCAUUUGGUUUUGGAGCUUCUGGUUCGAGUUCAUUUGGUGGCAGUGGCAUUAAUAGCAAAAUAAAAAUUGAAGGAAAUCAAGUGGGUAGUUCUGGAGGACCCAUUUCCAAUGAUCUAGGUGGCAUCAGUGCAAGAAUUAGAGAUAGUCUUUUUGAUGGCAUAUCAGAAAAUUUGAGAUAUGGUUUUGAGAAGUUUGGUCAAAAGGGAUUUGGAAGCAGAGGAUCUCACUGGAGUAAGAGCAGCAGGGAAUCUGAUGUCAGUGGCUCAGUGGAAAAGUCCUCAUCCUCUGAUUUGAAACAUGGAGAAAGGAAACGUGAAGCUAAAUUUGAUUUUGGAGAUUCUGGUUCAAAUCGAUUUGAUGACAUUGGCCUUAGUGAAAAUGUAAUAAAAGGUGACUCAAAUGCCAGAAAUGGGGAUGAAUAUUCUAGUGGUAUCUCUGAAGACUCAGGAUUCAAUUUGGGGUCAUCUGAUCAGCAGGGAUUUGGAAUCAGUGGAAUUGGUAGGAAUGGAGAGAGUGGCAGUGGAAUAGUGGGGGCUGGAUACUUGAGUCCUGGAUCUGAUGUCAGUGGCACAGGAGAAAAUACUUGGUCUUCUGGUUCUGGAAGUGGUGGAGGAAGGAAGGGUGUCACAAGCCCAGCCGACCACAGUACCUCUGCACCACUCACUACACCAGAAAAAGGAUCCCAUAUUCCAGAAGCAACUCCGAAAUACUCAGAAACAAAUACAAUUAUUGGCGAAGCUUCUACUUGGGGCAAAGGAGCAUAUAAAGCUUUCAAUGGCCGCAUCUUUUCCUUUGACUCGUCAUGCGCAUACACCUUCUGCCGUCAUUGCGUGGAAUCCGGAGAAGAUUUCAAUAUUGAGAUCAAAAGAAACAAUAAUAGUGAUAUUGAAAAAAUAAUAGUUAAAAUUGACACUAAUGACGUCUCUAUUUUUGGUGAUAUCAUCCUAGUUAAUGAAGAAAGUGUACAGAUACCAUAUAACAAUAAAUUGAUACACAUUAAAAAAUAUGGAGAACAUAAUGUCCUGAAUAGCCGCAGAGGAAUCAUGUCUUUAAUGUGGGACAAAAAUAAACUCUCACUUACUCUUCACAAGAAAUAUCCAACUUGUGGUCUCUGUGGUAACUUCAACAGCACUCCAGGAGAUGAUAUCAAUGAACACAUUGCCAAUAGUAAAAUUCCUGGUGAUUGUCCCAAAGCUGUUAGUAAAAGCUAUGAUGUUUGUGAAGAUGGCAUGCAGCACUGUGACAAAAUUAUUGGAACUUACUUUGAGAAAUGUAGAAAGGUCACCACUUUAUCCAAUGACUACAGAAUGAUCUGCAUUGAUGAGUACUGCCAAAAUAGAGACAAAAAUUCUACGUGUGACACUUACACAGAAUUGUCCCGCCUCUGUGCCUCAGAUGGUCCCGGCCCCUACGUAUCCUGGCGAGAUGAUUCUGAUGUGGUUUGCGAAAAACCUAGAUGCCCAGAAAAACAUAUCUACAAAGAAUGUGGUCCCUCAAACCCUGCAACUUGUUCUAAUGUGGCUCCUUUUCAAGACAGUGAAUGUGUGAGUGGCUGCACCUGCCCAGAAGGUUACCUAUUGGAUGAUAUUGGAGAAAAAGGGAGAUGUGUAUUAAAGGCUAAAUGUCCCUGUGAAUCAAAUGGAAAGAUCUAUCAGUCAGGAGAAGUACGAGAUGGUCCUUGUGGUUCUCAGUGCACAUGCCAAGAAGCAAAGUGGUCUUGCACUGAAGCAUUAUGUCCUGGAAGAUGUAAGGUGGAAGGAAGUUCAAUCACCACCUUUGAUGGUGUUAAAUAUAACCAUCCUGGAAACUGUCAUUUCUUGGCCAUCCACGAUAAAGAUUGGUCUGUUAGCGUUGAACUUCGUCCCUGUCCAAAUGGUCAGUCAGGAACGUGCUUAAAUAGUGUUACACUCCUCUUGAAUUCGUCUGUUUCAGUUGACAAAUAUAUAUUCAAUAGAGAUGGAACAGUCACAAAUGAUAAGAUUAGAAAUCAAGGUUAUUAUUAUUCAGACCAAAUGCAGAUCUUCAAAGCAUCUUCCUCAUACCUUCAAGUAGAAACAAACUUUCAUGUAAAGAUGCAGAUACAGAUUGUUCCUGUGAUGCAAUUAUAUGUUUCCAUGCCACCCAACCAAUUCACAGACACUGUAGGACUCUGUGGUUCCUACAACAACAGAGCAGAGGAUGAUUUCAUGUCAAGUCAGAAUAUAUUGGAGAAAACGUCUCAGGCAUUUGCUGAUUCUUGGGAAAUGAUGCCCUGUCCUAAAGGAAACCCCACUUCGUGCAUCAGUAUAGAAAAAGAAAGAUAUGCUGAAAAGCACUGUGGAAUUCUUCUUGAUUCAAGUGGGCCUUUUGCUUCCUGCCAUCCAAUUGUGAAUCCUAAACUAUAUCAUGAGGAAUGCAAAAAAUACACUUGCACUUGUGACAACAGUGAAGAUUGUUUGUGCACGAUUUUAGGCAACUAUGUAAAAGCGUGUGCUGAGAAAGAAACAUACAUAGUGGAAUGGAGAACUGGAUUAUGUGAUCACUCUUGCCCAAGUGGCCUGGUUUUCAAGUACAAUGUAAAAGCCUGCAAUAGUUCUUGUCGAUCAUUGUCAGAGAGAGAUAGGAGCUGUGAUGUAGAAGAUGUUCCAGUUGAUGGGUGCACUUGCCCUGAUGGAAUGUACCAUAAUAAUGAAGAGAAUUGUGUUCCAAAAUCUCAGUGUGACUGCUACCUAAAUGACGAGGUCAUACAACCAGGCAAACUCAUCCAUAUUGAUGACAAUAAAUGUGUCUGUCGGGAUGGAAUUCUUCUUUGCCAGACUCCCAUUGAUUUAACCCUACAGAAUUGUUCCGGAGGGACUGAAUUUGUUGACUGCAGGGACCCGAAGGCACAGAGAAGAGUUGACAGUACCUGUAGCACUCGGAACAUACCUAGUUUUGAUGAGAACUUGCCUUGCAAACGUGGGUGCUAUUGUCCAAUUGGCAUGGUUCGAAAUUCUAAAGGAAACUGUGUCUUUCCUGAAGACUGCCCAUGUUCUUUUGGUGGACAGGAGUAUGACCAGGGAAGCGUUACCUCGGUUGGCUGCAACAAAUGUACUUGCAUAAAAGGGUCUUGGAGCUGUACACACAAUGAAUGUCAAACCACCUGCCAUAUCUAUGGGGAAGGUCAUGUUAGAACUUUUGAUGGAAAAAGUUACAGCUUUGAUGGUCUCUGCCAGUAUUCAUUUCUUGAGGAUUAUUGUGGUCGUGAAAAUGGCACAUUCCGUCUCUUAACUGAAAGCGUCCCAUGCUGUGAAAAUGGGCUUACGUGCUCCAGAAAAAUCAUAGUUGCUUUUCAGGAUCAGAAUGUUGUUCUGCAUGAUGGGAAAGUAACAGCAGCCAAAACUACAGAAAGCAAGGAAUGUGAAAUCAAUGGAAAUACAUAUUCUGUACAUACUGUUGGCCUGUACUUGAUUCUGAAAUUUUUAAAUGGAAUAACCAUAAUUUGGGACAAGAAUACAAGAGUUUCUGUUAUACUGGAUCCACACUGGAAUGGCAAAGUAUGUGGUCUUUGUGGAAAUAACAAUGGUGAUCUCAAGGAUGAUUUCACAACACGAUAUUCAUCAGUAGCUGCUGGAGCACUGGAAUUUGGAAAUAGCUGGAAAACCAGUCAAGAAUGUUCAGACACAGUAGCUCAAGCUUUCCCGUGUGACUCAAACCCGUACUGUAAGGCCUGGGCUGUGCGGAAAUGUGAGAUCAUCCGGGACAGCACCUUCAGAGACUGCCACAGCAAGGUGGACCCCAAUGCCUACUAUGAUGCAUGCAUUGAAGAAGCCUGUGCAUGUGACAUGGAGGGGAAGUACCUGGGAUUCUGCACAGCUGUGGCUAUGUACGCAGAGGCGUGCAGUGCGGUUGGAGUCUGUGUCAGGUGGAGAAAACCAGAGCUCUGCCCUGUCUACUGUGAUUAUUACAAUGCCCCUGGGGAAUGCAGUUGGCACUAUGAACCUUGUGGUACAGUGACUGCAAAAACUUGCAAAGAUCAAGUUAUUGGCCAGAAAUUUUCUGCACUUUUAGAAGGAUGUUAUGCUAAGUGCCCAGAUAGCGCUCCUUAUCUGGAUGAGAACACCAUGAAAUGCGUCAGUUUAUCUGAGUGCAGCUGCUUCUAUAAUGAUAUCAUACCAGCAGGUGGAGUGAUUCAGGAUAACUGUGGAAGAACAUGCUAUUGCAUCGCAGGAGAGUUGGAGUGCAGUGGGACAACUCUAACUCUUCUGAGUGAACCUUUUACUACAGGUGUUAUUGGAACUCCCGUUCCCGUGACCGUCAGUGCUGGCACUGCAGGCAUGACUGUAGUGUACCCCGCCCCCACCAGUCCUGGGCACAUGGCAGGAGGAACAACAGGCAGCCCUACUGCACCAGCAAGAGGAGGUGAAGACAGCACACCCAGGGAACCAAGCACAGGGGCCACAAGCCCAGGGAAACCAGGGACCCCAGAGGUUUCAGAGGGCUUCACAACAGCACCUGGGCGUGAGAACACAAAUGGAGACACAACUGCCCCAGGCUCAUCUGUGGGAGGCAGACCAGGAACAACUGAAGGGGAAAAUGCAGCCACCACUGGAACUGUUGGUGAAAACACUUCCCGAGCCUCAGGAACAACUGGACAUUAUGUUGAAGGAGGAGGAACAACUGGGCCAUCUGAGGGAAGAUCAGGGACAACUAGAAUAUCAGCUGAAGAAUCAGGGACAACUGUAUUGUCAUCUGUAGUGACAGGGAAAACAGGACCAUUACUGGGAGGAUCAGCAACAACAAGAUCAUCAGUUAAAGGAUCAGAGACAACUGAACCAUAUGUUGUAGUUUCAAGAACAUCUGUACCAUCAGAAGGAUUGACAGGAGCAACUGAACCAUCACUUGGGUUAACAACACCUGGACCAUCAGCUGAAGGAUCAGGGACAGCUACAUUAUUUGCUGGAGUAUCACGAACAACUGAAAGCUCUGUUCCAAAGUCAGGAAAUACUGGACCAUCCAUAGGAGGAUCACAGACAACUGGACGAUCAGGUGAAGAAGCACAGACAAGUGAACUAGCAGCUGGAGGAUCAGGGACUACAGGACCAUCCACUGAAGAAUCAGAAAAAACAGAAACACCUGUUCUGGGUUUAGGGACAACUCAAACAUCUGAAGGAUUAGGAACAACUACAUCUGUUUUAGGUUCAGGGACAACUGGAACAUCAUCUGGAGUGACAAGAACAACUAAAUCAUCAUCUGGAGAUUCAGAUACUACAGGACCAACAGCUGAAGUAUUAGGAACAACUAAAUCAGCAUCUGGUAUAUCAAGCACAACUGGACUAUUGUCUGGUGGGUCAGGGACAACUGGGCCAUCUGUUGUAGGAUCAGGAACAUCUGUACCAUCAGCAGGAUUGACAGGGACCUCUGGUCUAUCACCUUGGUUUGCAAUAACUGGACAAUCAUCUGUAGGAUCGAGGACAACUGAGUCAUUGGCUGGAAGAUCAGAAACCAGUGUGACCUCCAUUGUAAGUUCAGGCACUACCAGUCCAUCCACAGGAGGAUCACAGACAACUGGACUGUCAGCCAAAGAAGCAGGGACAACAGAACAAGCAGCUGGAAUAUCAGGGACCACAGGACCAUUCCAUGGACGAUCAGGGACAACAAGACAAUCUGUUCUAAGUUCAGGGAUGACCUUAGCAACUUCUAAAGAAAUAAGGACAACUAGACCUUCAUUGGUAAAGUCAGGUACAACUGCAGUAUUGACUCCAGGAUCAGCCACAAGUGGACUGUCAUCUGGAGUAUCUGAGUCCACUGAACCAUCAUCUGAAGCAUUAGGAACAACAAGAUCAUCAGCUGGUAUAUCAGAGACAACUGGACCAUCAACAGUUGGAUCUGGGAUGGCAACAGGACCAUUUUUUGUAGAAUCAGGAACAGCUGUAUCAUCAGUAGGAUUGACUGGGACAUCUGGCCUAUCACAUGGGUUAGGAAUAACUGGGCCAUCAACUAAAGGAGCAGGGACAACUGGAUCAUUUGCUGGAAAUUCAGGAACAACAGUAACCCCUGUUGUAAUUUCAGGGACUGCUGGUCCCUACACAGUAAAAUCACAGACAACUGGACAAUCUGCUGAAGAAGCUGGGACAACAGGACCAACAGCUGGAGGUUCAGGGACCACAGGACCAUUCCAUGGAGGAUCAGGAAAAACAGGACAAUCUGUUUUAGGUUCAGGGACAACCAGACCAUCUGUUGUAGGUCCAGGAACAACUAUACCUUCAAGUAGACUAUUUUUUGUAGGUUCAGGGACAACCAGAGCAUCAUCUGGAGUGAAAAGGACAAUGGGACCAUCAUCUGGAGAAUUAGGAACAACUAGAUCAUCAUCUGGUAUGUCAAGGACAAUUGGACCAUCAACUGGAAGGUCAGGGAUAACUGGACGUUCAGGAACAGAAUCAGGAACAUCAGUAACAUCAGUAGGAUUAACAGGGACAUCUGGAUCAUCAUUUGGGUUAGGAACAACUGUACCAUCAACGAAAGUAUCACAAACAACUACAGCACCUAUUGCAGGAUUAGUAAAAUCUACAUCAUCUACAAGAUUGACAGGGUCAACUGGAUCAUCGGUUGGAGGACCAGAGAUAACUGGAACAGCAGCUAGAGGAUCAGGGACCACAACACUGUCAGCUGGAGCAUCAGGAGAAACUGGAACAUUAGCUGAAGGAUCAGAAACAACAAAAACCUUUGUUAUAACAUUAGGGAUUACUGAAACACCUGUAAGAGGAUCACAGACAAUGGGAUGGUCAACUAAAGAUUCAGGAACAACUGGGCAAGAAGCUAGAGGAUCAGGGAUGACAGGGCAAUUCAUUGGAGGAUCAGGAAUAUCAGUGUCAUCUGUUUUUGUUUCAAGGACAAUUCACCCAUUAUCUGAAGAAUCAGGGACCACUAGACCAUCUGUUUUAGGUUCAGAGACAACCAGACCAUUACCUGGACACACAGAGACCAUGGGAUCAUCAUCUGGAGAUUCAGACACCACUGGACCAUCAGCUGACGUAUUGGGGACAACUAGAUCACCAGCUGGUAUAUCAGAAACAACUAGACUAUCAACGGGUAGAUCUGGGAUGACAGAAGGACCAUCUGUUGUAGGGUCAGAAACAUCUGUACCAUCAGUAGGUUGGACAAAGAUAUCUGGCCCAUCACCUGGGUUAGUAACAACUGGGCCAUCAGCUGAAGGAGCAGAAACAACUGGAUCAUUUGCUGGGAAUUCAGGAGGAACGGCAACUGCUAUUGUAAGUAGAGGAACUAGUGGUCCCUACAUAGGAGGAAUCCAUACAACUGUACUAUCACCUGAAGAGGCAAGGACUAUAGGACCAACAUCUGGGGGAUCAGGGACCACAGAACCAUUCCCUGGAGUAUCAGGAACAAUGGAACAAUCUGUUUUAGGUUCAGAGACAACUAGACCAUCAGUUGUAAGUUCAGGAACAAGUGGAAUAUCAUCUGGAGUGAUGGGUAUACCUGGACAAUCUACUAGAGUGACAGGGAAAAUUGGACCACCAGCUGGAGAAUUAGGAACAACUGGAUCAUCAGCUGGUAUAUCAAGCACAACUGGACUAUUGUCUGGUGGGUCAGGGACAACUGGACCAUCUGUUGUAGGAUCAGGAACAUCUGUACCAUCAGCAGGAUUGACAGGGACCUCUGGUCCAUCAUCUGGGUUUGCAACAACUGGACAGUCAUCUGUAGGAUCGAGGUCAACUGAGUCAUUGGCUGGAAGAUCAGAAACCACUGCAACCUCCAUUGUAAGUUCAGGCACUACCAGUCCAUCCACAGGAGGCUCACAGACAACUGGAUUGUCAGCCAAAGAAGCAAGAACAACAGAACAAGCAGCUGGAAUAUCAGGGACCACAGGACCAUUCCAUGGACGUUCAGGAACAACAGGACAAUCCGUUUUAAGUUCAUGGACGACUGGGCCAUCAUCUGAAGAAUUAAGGACAACUAGACCUUCAUUGAUUAAGUCCAGCACCACUGGAAUAUCAGCUGCAGGAUCAGCCACAACUGGACAGUCAUCUAGAGUAUCUGAGUCCACUGAAGUAUCCAGAAGAACUAGAUCAUCAACUCGUAUAUCAAGCACAACUGGACCAUUGUCUGGUGGGUCAGGGAUAACUGGACCAUCUGUUGUAGGACCAGGAACAUCUGUCCCAUCAGCAGGAUUGACAGGGACCUCUGGUCCAUCACCUGGGUUCGCAACAACUAGACAGUCAUCUGUAGGAUCGAGGACAACUGAGUCAUUGGCUGGAAGAUCAGAAACCACUGCAACCUCCAUUGUACGUUCAGGCACUACCAGUCCAGCCACAGGAGGAUCACAGACAACUGCACUGUCAGCCAAAGAGGCAGGGACAACAGAACAAGCAGCUGGGGGAUCAGGGACCACAGGACCAUUCCAUGGACAUUCAGGAACAACAGGACAAUCCGUUUUAAGUUCAUGGACGACUGGGCCAUCAUCUGAAGAAUUAAGGACAACUAGACCUUCAUUGGUAAAGUCCAGGACCACUGGAAUAUCAUCAACAGGAUCAACCACAACUGGACAGUCAUCUGGAGUAUCUGAGUCCCCUGAGCCAUCAUCUGAAGUAUCCAGAACAACUAGAUCAUCAACUCAUACAUCAAGCACAACUGGACUAUUGUCUGGUGGGUCAGGGACAACUGGACCAUCUGUUGUAGGAUCAGGAACAUCUGCCCCAUCAGCAGGAUUGACAGGCACCUCUGGUCAAUCACCUGGGUUUGCAACAACUGGACUGUCAUCUGUAGGAUCGAGGACAACUGAGUCAUUGUCUGGAAGACCAGUAACCAGUGCAACCUUCAUUGGAAGUUCAGGCACUACUAGUCUAUCCACAGGAGGAUCACAGACAACUGGAUUGUCAGCCAAAGAAACAGGAACAACAGAACAAGCAGCUGGAAGAUCAGGGACCACAGGACCAUUCCAUGGACGAUCAGGAACAACAAGAAAACCUGUUUUACAUUCAGGGUCAACCUUAUCAACUUCUAAAGAAAUAAGGACAACGAGACCUUUGUUGGUAAAGUCAGGCACAACUGGAGUAUUGGCCACAGGAUCAGCCACAACUGGACAGUCAUCUGGAGUAUCUGAGUCCACUGAGCCAUUAUCUGACGUAUUCAGAACAACUAGAUCAUCAACUCGAAAAUCAAGCACAACUGGAACAUUGCCUGGAGGUUCAGGGACAAUUGGACCAUCUGUUGUAGGACCAGGAACAUCUGCCCCAUCAGCAGGAUUGACAGAGUCCUCUGGUCCAUCACCUGGGUUUGCAACAACUGGACAGUCAUCUGUAGGAUCGAGGACAACUGAGUCAUUGGCUGAAGGACCAGAAACCACUGUGACCUCCAUUGUAAGUUCAGGCACUACCAGUCCAUCCACAGGAGGAUCACAGACAACUGCACUGUCAGCCAAAGAAGCAGGGACAACAGAACAAGCAGCUGGGGGAUCAGGGACCACAGGACCAUUUCAUGGACGAUCAGGAACAACAGGACAAUCUGUUUUAAGUUCAUGGGCGACUGGGCCAUCAUCUGAAGAAUUAAGGACAACUAGACCUUCAUUGGUAAAGUCCAGCACCACUGGAAUAUCAGCUGCAGGAUCAGCCACAACUGGACAGUCAUCUGGAGUAUCUGAGUCCCCUGAGCCAUCAUCUGAAGUAUUCAGAACAACUAGAUCAUCCACUCAAAAAUCAGGCACACCUGCCCUAUUUUCUGGUGGGUCAGGCACAACUGGACCAUCUGUUGUAGGACCAGGAACAUCUGUCCCAUCAGCAGGAUUGACAGGCACCUCUGGUCCAUCACCUGGGUUCGCAACAACUGGACAGUCAUCUGUAGGAUCGAGGACAACUGAGUCAUUGGCUGGAAGAUCAGAAACCACUGCGACCUCCAUUGUACGUUCAGGCACUACCAGUCCAUCCACAGGAGGAUCACAGACAACUGCACUGUCAGCCAAAGAAGCAGGGACAACAGAACAAGCAGCUGGAAUAUCAGGGACCACAGGACCAUUCCAUGGACGUUCAGGAACAACAGGACAAUCCGUUUUAAGUUCAUGGACGACUGGGCCAUCAUCUGAAGAAUUAAGGACAACUAGACCUUCAUUUGUAAAGUCCAGCACCACUGGAAUAUCAUCAACAGGAUCAACCACAACUGGACAGUCAUCUGGAGUAUCUGAGUCCCCUGAGCCAUCAUCUGAAGUAUCCAGAACAACUAGAUCAUCAAGUCAUACAUCAAGCACAACUGGACUAUUGUCUGGUGGGUCAGGGACAACUGGACCAUCUUUUGUAGGAUCAGGAACAUCUGCCCCAUCAGCAGGAUUGACAGGCACCUCUGGUCAAUCACCUGGGUUUGCAACAACUGGACAGUCAUCUGUAGGAUCGAGGACAACUGCGUCAUUGGCUGGAAGAUCAGAAACCACUGCAACCCCCAUUGUAACUUCAGGCACUACAAGUACAUCCACAGGAGGAUCACAGACAACUGGACUGUCAGCCAAAGAAACAGGAACAACAGAACAAGCAGCUGGAAGAUCAGGGACCACAGGACCAUUCCAUGGACGAUCAGGAACAACAAGAAAACCUGUUUUACAUUCAGGGUCAACCUUAUCAACUUCUAAAGAAAUAAGGACAACGAGACCUUUGUUGGUAAAGUCAGGCACAACUGGAGUAUUGGCCACAGGAUCAGCCACAACUGGACAGUCAUCUGGAGUAUCUGAGUCCACUGAGCCAUUAUCUGACGUAUUCAGAACAACUAGAUCAUCAACUCGAAAAUCAAGCACAACUGGAACAUUGCCUGGAGGUUCAGGGACAAUUGGACCAUCUGUUGUAGGACCAGGAACAUCUGCCCCAUCAGCAGGAUUGACAGAGUCCUCUGGUCCAUCACCUGGGUUUGCAACAACUGGACAGUCAUCUGUAGGAUCGAGGACAACUGAGUCAUUGGCUGAAGGACCAGAAACCACUGUGACCUCCAUUGUAAGUUCAGGCACUACCAGUCCAUCCACAGGAGGAUCACAGACAACUGCACUGUCAGCCAAAGAAGCAGGGACAACAGAACAAGCAGCUGGGGGAUCAGGGACCACAGGACCAUUUCAUGGACGAUCAGGAACAACAGGACAAUCUGUUUUAAGUUCAUGGGCGACUGGGCCAUCAUCUGAAGAAUUAAGGACAACUAGACCUUCAUUGGUAAAGUCCAGCACCACUGGAAUAUCAGCUGCAGGAUCAGCCACAACUGGACAGUCAUUUGAAGUAUCUGAGUCCCCUGAGCCAUCAUCUGAAGUAUUCAGAACAACUAGAUCAUCCACUCAAAAAUCAGGCACACCUGCCCUAUUUUCUGGUGGGUCAGGCACAACUGGACCAUCUGUUGUAGGACCAGGAACAUCUGUCCCAUCAGCAGGAUUGACAGGCACCUCUGGUCCAUCACCUGGGUUCGCAACAACUGGACAGUCAUCUGUAGGAUCGAGGACAACUGAGUCAUUGGCUGGAAGAUCAGAAACCACUGCGACCUCCAUUGUACGUUCAGGCACUACCAGUCCAUCCACAGGAGGAUCACAGACAACUGCACUGUCAGCCAAAGAAGCAGGGACAACAGAACAAGCAGCUGGAAUAUCAGGGACCACAGGACCAUUCCAUGGACGUUCAGGAACAACAGGACAAUCCGUUUUAAUAUCUGAGUCCCCUGAGCCAUCAUCUGAAGUAUCCAGAACAACUAGAUCAUCAAGUCAUACAUCAAGCACAACUGGACUAUUGUCUGGUGGGUCAGGGACAACUGGACCAUCUUUUGUAGGAUCAGGAACAUCUGCCCCAUCAGCAGGAUUGACAGGCACUACAAGUACAUCCACAGGAGGAUCACAGACAACUGGACUGUCAGCCAAAGAAACAGGAACAACAGAACAAGCAGCUGGAAGAUCAGGGACCACAGGACCAUUCCAUGGACGAUCAGGAACAACAAGAAAACCUGUUUUACAUUCAGGGUCAACCUUAUCAACUUCUAAAGAAAUAAGGACAACGAGACCUUUGUUGGUAAAGUCAGGCACAACUGGAGUAUUGGCCACAGGAUCAGCCACAACUGGACAGUCAUCUGGAGUAUCUGAGUCCACUGAGCCAUUAUCUGACGUAUUCAGAACAACUAGAUCAUCAACUCGAAAAUCAAGCACAACUGGAACAUUGCCUGGAGGUUCAGGGACAAUUGGACCAUCUGUUGUAGGACCAGGAACAUCUGCCCCAUCAGCAGGAUUGACAGGCACCUCUGGUCCAUCACCUGGGUUUGCAACAACUGGACAGUCAUCUGUAGGAUCGAGGACAACUGAGUCAUUGGCUGAAGGACCAGAAACCACUGUGACCUCCAUUGUAAGUUCAGGCACUACCAGUCCAUCCACAGGAGGAUCACAGACAACUGCACUGUCAGCCAAAGAAGCAGGGACAACAGAACAAGCAGCUGGGGGAUCAGGGACCACAGGACCAUUUCAUGGACGAUCAGGAACAACAGGACAAUCUGUUUUAAGUUCAUGGGCGACUGGGCCAUCAUCUGAAGAAUUAAGGACAACUAGACCUUCAUUGGUAAAGUCCAGCACCACUGGAAUAUCAGCUGCAGGAUCAGCCACAACUGGACAGUCAUUUGAAGUAUCUGAGUCCCCUGAGCCAUCAUCUGAAGUAUUCAGAACAACUAGAUCAUCCACUCAAAAAUCAAGCACAACUGGAACAUUGCCUGGAGGUUCAGGGACAAUUGGACCAUCUGUUGUAGGACCAGGAACAUCUGUCCCAUCAGCAGGAUUGACAGAGUCCUCUGGUCCAUCACCUGGGUUUGCAACAACUGGACAGUCAUCUGUAGGAUCGAGGACAACUGAGUCAUUGGCUGAAGGACCAGAAACCACUGUGACCUCCAUUGUAAGUUCAGGCACUACCAGUCCAUCCACAGGAGGAUCACAGACAACUGCACUGUCAGCCAAAGAAGCAGGGACAACAGAACAAGCAGCUGGGGGAUCAGGGACCACAGGACCAUUUCAUGGACGAUCAGGAACAACAGGACAAUCUGUUUUAAGUUCAUGGACGACUGGGCCAUCAUCUGAAGAAUUAAGGACAACUAGACCUUCAUUGGUAAAGUCCAGCACCACUGGAAUAUCAGCUGCAGGAUCAGCCACAACUGGACAGUCAUCUGGAGUAUCUGAGUCCCCUGAGCCAUCAUCUGAAGUAUUCAGAACAACUAGAUCAUCCACUCAAAAAUCAGGCACACCUGCCCUAUUUUCUGGUGGGUCAGGCACAACUGGACCAUCUGUUGUAGGACCAGGAACAUCUGUCCCAUCAGCAGGAUUGACAGGCACCUCUGGUCCAUCACCUGGGUUUGCAACAACUAGACAGUCAUCUGUAGGAUCGAGGACAACUGAGUCAUUGGCUGGAAGAUCAGAAACCACUGCAACCCCCAUUGUAACGUUAGGCACUACAAGUCCAUCCACAGGAGGAUCACAGACAACUGGACUGUCAGCCAAAGAAGCAGGGACAACAGAACAAGCAGCUGGAAGAUCAGUGACCACAGGACCAUUCCAUGGACGAUCAGGAACAACAGGACAAUCUGUUUUAAGUUCCUGGACGACUGGGCCAUCAUCUGAAGAAAUAAGGACAACCAGAUCUUCAUUGGUAAAGUCCAGCACCACUGGAAUAUCAGCUACAGGAUCAGCCACAACUGGACAGUCAUCUGGAGUAUCUGAGUCCCCUGAGCCAUCAUCUGAAGUAUUCAGAACAACUAGAUCAUCAACUGGUAUAUCAAGUUCAACUGGACUGUAUUCUGGAGGUUCAGGGACAGCUGGACCAUCUGUUGUAGGACCAGGAACAUCUGUCCCAUCAGCAGGAUUGACAGGGACCUCUGGUCAAUCACCUGGGUUUGCAACAACUGGACAAUCAUCUGUAGGAUCGAGGACAACUGAGUCAUUGUCUGGAAGACCAGUAACCAGUGCAACCUUCAUUGGAAGUUCAGGCACUACUAGUCUAUCCACAGGAGGAUCACAGACAACUGGACUGUCAGCCAAAGAAGCAGGGACAACAGAACAAGCAGCUGAGGUAGCAGGAACCACAGGACCAUUCCAUGGACGAACUGGAGCAACAAGACAACCUGUUUUAGUUUCAGGGACGACCUUACCAACUUCUAAAGAUAUAAGGACAACGAGACCUUCAUUGGUAAAGUCAGGCACAACUGGAGUAUUGGCUUCAAGAUCAGCCACAACUGCACUGUCAUCUGGAGUAUCUGAGUCUACUCAACCAUCAUCUGAAGCAUUCAGAACAACUAGAUCAUCAACUCGUAUAUCAAGCACAACUGGAACAUUGCCUGGAGGUUCAGGGACAAUUGGACCAUCUGUUGUAGGACCAGGAACAUCUGUCCCAUCAGGAGGAUUGACAGGGACCUCUGGUCCAUCACCUGGGUUUGCAACAACUGGACUGUCAUCUGUAGGAUUGAGGACAACUGAGUCAUUGGCUGGAAGACCAGAAACCACUGCAACCUCCAUUGUACGUUCAGGCACUACCAGUCCAUCCACAGGAGGAUCACAGACAACUGCACUGUCAGCCAAAGAAGCAGGGACAACAGAAGAAGCAGCUGGGGGAUCAGGGACCACAGGACCAUUCCAUGGACGUUCAGGAACAACAGGACAAUCCGUUUUAAGUUCAUGGAUGACUGGGCCAUCAUCUGAAGAAAUAAGGACAACUAGACCUUCAUUGGUAAAGUCCAGCACCACUGGAAUAUCAGCUACAGGAUCAGCCACGAUUGGACAGUCACUUGGUGUAUCUGAGUCCACUGAGCCAUCAUCUGAAGUAUUCAGAACAACUAGAUCAUCAACUCGUAUAUCAAGUACAGCUGGCUUAUUAUCUGGUGGGUCAGGGAAAACUGGACCAUCUGUUGUAGGAUCAGGAACAUCUGCCCCAUCAGCAGGAUUGACAGGCACCUCUGGUCCAUCACCUGGGUUUGCAACAACUGGACAGUCAUCUGUAGGAUCGAGGACAACUGCGUCAUUGGCUGGAAGAUCAGAAACCACUGUGACCUCCAUUGUAAGUUCAGACACUACCAGUCCAUCCACAGGAGCAUCACAGACAACUGGACUGUCAGCCAAAGAAGCAGGGACAACAGAACAAGCAGCUGGAAGAUCAGGGACCACAGGACCAUUCCAUGGACGAUCAGGAACAACAAGACAACCUGUUUUAGGUUCAGGGACAACCUUACCAACUUCUAAAGAAAUAAGGACUACGAGACCUUCAUUGGUAAAGUCCAGCACAACUGGAGUACUGGCUACAGGAUCAGCUACAACUGCACUGUCAUCUGGAGUAUCUGAGUCCACUGAACGAUCAUCUGAAGUAAUUGGUAAAACUAGAUCAUCAACUCAUAUAUCAAGUACAACUGGUCUAUUUUCUGGAGGUUCAGGGACAACUGGAAUGUCUGUUGUUGGAUCAGGAACAUCUGUACCAUCAACAGGAUUGACAGGGACCUAUGGUCCAUCACCUGCAUUCGCAAAAACUGGACAAUCAUCUGUAGUAUCGAGGACAACUGAGUCAUUGGCUGGAAUAUCAGAAACAACUGAAACCUCUGUUUUUAGUGCAGGGAUUACUGGUCUGUCCACAAGAGGAUCUCAUACAACUGGACUACCUGCUGAGGAAACUGGGAUAACAGGACAAGCUGGUGGAGCUUCAGGGACCACAGGACUGCUCCAUGGAUUAUCAGGAACAACAGUACAUUCUGUUUUAGGUUCAGAAACAACAAGAAAAUCUGUUGUCAGUUCAGGAACAACUGUACCAUCAUCUGGAGUGACAGGAAUAACUGGACCAUCAACUAUGGAAUUGGGAACAAGUAUAUCAUUAGCCGGUAUAUCGGAGAACACUGGGGCAUUAAUGAGUGGAUCUGGGGUGACAACAAGACCAUCUUUUGUAGGAUCAGCCAUAUCUGUACCAUCAGUAGGAUUGACAGGGACCUCUGGUCCAUCACCUGGAUUAGCAACAACUGGAUCAUCAGCUGAAGGAUCAGGGAUAACUGGAGUAUAUUCUGGAAUAUCAGAAACAACUUCCACCUCUGUUGUAAGUUCAGUGACUAUUGGUCCAUUUACAGGAGGAUCACAGACAACUGGACUGUCAGCCAAAGAAGGAGGGACAACAGAACAAGCAGCUGGAGAAUCAGGGACCACAGGACCAUUCCAUGGUCGAUCAGGAACAACAAAACAAUCUACUUUAGGUUCAGGGAUGACCUUACCAUCUUUUAAAGAAAUAAGGACAACUAGAUCUUCGUUGGUAAAGACAGGCACAACUGGAGUAUCAGCUACUGGAUCAGCCACAACUGGACUGUCAUCUGGAGUAUCUGAUUCCACUGGACCAUCAUCUGAAGUAUUAGGAACAAUCAGAUCAUCAGCUGGUAUAUCAGAGACAACUGGACCAUCAACAAGUGGAUCUAGAAUGACAAGAGGACCAUUUUUUGUAGAAUCAGGAACAUCUGUACCAUCAAUAGGAUUGACAGGGAUGUCUGGUCCAGAGCCAACUGGAUCAUUCACUGGAAGAUCAGAAACAACAGCAACCUCUACUGUAAAUUCAGGUACUAGUGGUCUCUACAAUGGAGGAAUCCAGACAACUGGGCUGUCAGCUAAAGAAGCAAGGACAACAGGACCAUUUCGAGGAGGGUCAGGAACAAUUGGAAGAUUUUUUGUAGGUUCAGGGACAACUGUGCCAUCAUCUAGAGUGGAAAGCAUAACUGGACCAUUAUCUGGAAUGACAGGAAUAACUGGACCAUCAGCUGAGGAAUUAGUAACAACUAGUUCAUCAGCUGGUAUAUCAGAAACAACUGGAUUAUCAAUGGGUGGAUCUGGGAUGACAGCAGGACCAUCUGUUGUAGAGUCAGGAGCAUCUGUAUCAUCAGUAGGAUUGGUAGGGACAUCUAGCCCGUCACAUGGGUUAGGAACAACUGGGCCAUCAGCUGAAGGAGCAGGGACAACUGGAUCAUUUUCUGGAAGAUCAGAAACAACAUCAAUCUCUAUUAUAAGUUCAGGUACUAGUGGUCCCUACAUAGGAGGAAUCCAGACAACUGGAAAAUCUGUUGAAGAAGCUGGGACAACAGGACCAAUAGCUGGAGGUUCAGGGACCACAGGACAAUUCCAUGAAGGAUCAGAAACAACAGGACAAUCUGUUUUGGUUUCAGGGACAACUAGACUGCCUGUUGUAGGUUCAGGGACAACUGGGGCAUCAUCUGGAGUGACAGGUAUAACUGGACCAUCAUCUGAAGUGAAAGGGACAAUUGGACCAUCAGCUGGAGAAUUAGGAACAACUAGAUCAUCACCUGGUAUAUCUAGGACAACUGGACUAUCAUCUGGUGGGUUAGAGACAACUGGACUAUCUGCUGUAGGAUUAGGAACAUCUCUCCCGUCAAGAUUGACAGGGACACCUGGACCAUCAGCUGGUUUAGCAACAACUGGACCAUCAGCUAAAGGAUCAGGGACAACUGAAUCAUUUUCUGGAAGAUCAGAAACAACUGAAAUCUUUGUUGUAAGUUCAGCAACUAUGAGUACAUCCAUAGGAGGAACACAGACAACUGGACAAUCUGCUGAGGAAGCAGGGGCAACAGGUCUAGAAUCUGGAGGGUCAGGGACUACAGGACUAUUCCAUGGAGUAUCAGAAACUACAAGACAAUCUAUUUUAGGUUCAGGGAUGACUUUACCAUCUUCUGAAAAAUUAAGGUCAACUAGACCUUCAUUGGUAAAGUCGGGCUCUACUGGAGUAUCUGCUACAGGAUCAGUCACAAGUGGACUGUCAUCCUGGGAAUCUGGGUCCACUGGAUCAUCAACUGAAGUAUUCAGAACAACUAGAUCUUCUGUUGGAAUAUCAAGGACAAGUCAACCAUCUACUGGAGGAUCAGGGACAACUGCACCAUCUGUUGUAGGAUUAGGAAUACCUUCAUCAGCACCAGGAUUGACAGAAUCAACUGGACCACCAGUUUUAGUAUCAGGGACAACUGAAACAGCAGCUAGAGGAUCAGGGACCACAGGACUAUCAGCUAGCAGAUCAAGGACAACUGUAUCAUUAGCUGGAGUAUCAGAAACAACCAAAACCUCUGUUGCAAUGUUAGAGACUACUGCAACAUCUAUAGUAGGAUCAUGGACAACUGAACAAUCAACUGAAGAAUCAAAGACAACUGUACAAUCAGCCCUAGGAUCAGAGACCUCAAGACCAUCUACUGGAUUGUCAGGAAUGACAGGAUCAUCAAGUUUUGGUUCAGGGACAACCCUGCCAUCAUCUGAAGAAUCAAGGGAAACUAGACCAUCCGUUAUAGGUUCAGGCACAACUGAACCAUCACAUGGAGUGAUUGGGACAAGUGGAUCAUCAUCUGGAGAUAUAUCCAUCACUGGACCACCAUCUGAACUAUUAGGAACAACUAUAUUAUCAGUAGGUAUAUCAAAGACAACUGGACAAUCAAUGGGUGGAUUUGGGACAACUGGACCAUCUGUUGUAGAAUCAGGAACAUCUUUGCCAUCAGCAGGAUUUACAGGGACAUCUGGAACAUUACAUGAGUUAGGAACAAGUGGACCUUCAGCUGAAGGAUCAAGGACAACUGGAAUAUUUUCUAGAUUAUCAGAAACAACUGAAACCUCUGUUGUAAGGUCUGAGACUACUGGACCAUCCAUAGGAGAAUCACAGACAACUGGACAAUUAAUUGAAGAAGCAGGAACAACUGUACAAGGAUUUGGGGCAGCAGAGACCACUCAGCCAUCUGUUGGAGGAUCAGGAACAACAGGACCAUCUAUUUUAGGUUCAGGGACAACUCCACAAUCAUCUGAAGGAUUAGGGACAACUGUACCACCAGCUAUAGAACCAGGAACAAUGGGGCCAUCGACCAAAGGAUCAGCCAAAACUGGAUCAUCAGGAUUACAGACCACUGAAUCAAUUGAAAUAUUAGGAUCAGCUAUAUCAUCAGUCAGUGAUUCAAGGACAAUUAGACCAUCAACUAAAGGAUCAGGGACAACUGUAAGAUUACCUGAAAGAGCAGAGACAAUUGGACCACCUGUUGUAAAUUCAGGGAUAACUGGACCAUCUGUAGCAUCACAGAGGACUGGACCAUCAGCUGAAGGUUCAGUGACCACAGGAUCAUCAUCUGGAGGAUCAGGUACAACUGCCCCAUCUGUUGUAGGUUCAGAGACAACUGGACCAUCAGCUGGAGCACCAGGGACAACUGGAAUAUCAUCUAGAGGAGCAGGAGCAACUGGACUACUUGUUUUAGUUUCAGAUACAGCUAUCCCAGCAUCUGAAAGAUCCAGGACAACUGCAUCACCAGCUGGAGGAUCAGUGACAGCUGGACCAUCAAAUGGAGAAUCAAGGACAACUAGAUCAGCUAUUUUAGGUUUAGGGACAACUCAACCAUCAUCUGGAGCAUCAGGAACAACUGGACCAUCACAUGAAGUUUCAGGGACAACUGGACCAUCACCAGAAGGAUCAGGGACAAGUGGAUCAUCAACUGGGAUAACCACUGGGAUGUUAAGGAAUGAGGUUACCACAUCUGAAGGUACAACUGAAGAACCAUAUGGAGAAACCGAAUCAGGUGAAAGCAUAACCAGUUUAACCACACCUGGAAAAUCAGGUUUCACAGAAGCUGCCCCUGGCUCAACAAUUGCACCAGAAAGUUCCACUACUGGCUCAGAUAAGAGAAUUCCACCAGUAUUAAUUGUAGAGGUCACAACUUCCACAGAAAGUGUUGGCACCAGUGGAGGUGGAUUAAGAACAGGCACCACUAGGGUAGCCCCUGGCAUAACUGUUGUCCCUGGAAAUUCUAACACAGAGGCCACAACUUUCCUAGGAGAAAAUGAAACAACCAGAGUUGGAAUAGCCACAGGUACUACUGGCAUAGUCCGUGAGAAAACUGUGGAACCUGGAAAUUACAGCACAGGUACCACCAUGAUUUCACCUGGAGCUAGUAGAAGUUCACAGAGUUCCAAGCCAGGUUUUACAGAGGAAUUCUCUGGGAUAACUAUUAUAUCUGGAAGUUCCCACACAGGCACCACUGCAGUACCGGGAGGCCAAACAACUGGGAGUGUGACAGGCACCACUGGGGUAGCCCCUGGUACAACUGUUGCCCCUGGCAGUUCUAUUACAGAAGCCACAACUUCUGUGGGAGAAAGUGGAACAAGAAUGAGGAUCAUCACAGGCACCUCUGGCACAACAGGUGGAUAUGUUCCUGGAAGUGAGGCAGGUACCACUGGAGAAUUGUCUGGAACAACCAUUACAUCUGGAAGUUCUAACACAGAGGCCACAACUUCCACAGAAAUGACUGGAACUGGAGCCCAAACAGGUACCAGUGGAGUAGUCUCUGGCACAACUAUUAAAUCUGGAAGAUCCAGUGUUGGUACCAUUGGUGUGGCCUCGAGUACAACUGUUGUACCUGGACGUUCCCAUACUGAAGCUACAACACCCCCUGGAGGCAGUGGAAGCACAGGAGUUGAAAUUAAUACAGGGGGAUCCAGUAGCCAAGUCCCUGGCAUUCAAACAGGUACUACUGGAGUGACCCCAGAAAGUACCAUCUCACCCAGAAUUUCCAACACAGGAGCUACCACUGGUGCAUCUGAGACACCAAGCCCUGGAAGUAAAACAGGCACUACAGGUGUAAUCACUGGCACAACAGCAUCUGGAAGUUCCAACACAGUUACCACUGGGAUAACCACAGUUACAACCAUCGCACUUGGGAGUUCCAACACAAAGGCUACAACUUCUACAGAAUUUGAAGCUACCACUGUAUUUGGAAUGGCCACUAGGGCUACAACUCUGGGACUAAGCCGUGACACCACUGUGCAUGUAAUUCAAACAGCUUCAGGAGUCACCAAGCUAAUUCCAGGGAGCCAGUCUACUGGAAGAAAAAUAGAAACCACAACUUUUAAAGAAGGUGUUGGAACUAUGGAAGCAAGAAUUUCAUCAGGUACCACUGGGGUAGCCUCUGGCACAACAGUUAUUCCUGGAAGCUCCAAUACAGGUACUAGUGUGGCAUCAAGUAGAAUUACUGGUGUCCCAGAAAGUCCCACCCAAGGUACCUCCAGGGAAGCAUUUGAAACGACCACUGCUCCUGGAAAUUCUACCACAGGCUCCACCUCCAUGUCAACUAAAAUCACAAGACCCAAAGUAUCCUACCCAGAAACCACUCUAGUCACAACAAGAGACCAAGAAACUGAAAAUAAAACAGGAUGUCCAGCAUCACUUCCACCACCUCCAGUUUGUCAUGGUCCGCUGGGAGAAGAGAAAUCUCCUGGAGAUAUAUGGACUGCCAAUUGCCACAAAUGCACCUGUACUGAUGCAAAGGCUGUAGACUGUAAACCCAAGGAGUGCCCUUCUGCACCCACAUGCAAAACUGGAGAGAGGCUUGUAAAGUUCAAAGCUGAUGAUUCCUGCUGUGAAAUUGGAUACUGUGAACCAAGAACGUGCUUAUUUAACAAUACUGAGUAUAAGAUUGGUGCUUCAUUUGAUGACCCCAGCAAUCCAUGCAUCUCCUACUCCUGCCAUAGCACUGGUUUCAUCGCAGUGGUCCAGGACUGCCCAAAGCAGACCUGGUGUGCAGAAGAAGACAGAGUCUAUGAUUCAAACAAAUGUUGCUAUACAUGUAAUACUAAUUGUAGAUCUUCACUUGUGAAUGUGACUGUUAAGUACCGUGGUUGCCAGAAAAAACUUGAGAUGGCAAGAUGUGUAGGGGAAUGUAAGAACACUGUCAGGUACAAUUAUCAUAUCUUUCAGCUGGCAAAUUCAUGUCUUUGCUGCCAAGAAGAUAAGUACGAAUUCCGGGAAAUUUUUCUUGACUGUCCUAAUGGCAGUACAAUACCUUACAGAUAUAGGCACAUCACGGCAUGUUCUUGCUUAGAUAUGUGCAAACAGUCUACACUCCCAACAGUCAGUUAACACCAGUAUCACCUUUCCACGUAUAACAGGCCAGGUAUUUAUUUUAUAAAUGCACAAAAAUCACUAAAAUAGAAUAACUAAACAUUUGUAUUUCACUCAAAGUGUGAAUUCUCAUUCUGAGGCAUUUUGUUCUCUUGUUGACUGGAUGUGAAAAAUAAAUACAAGUUUUCAAGCAA